Cyprinus carpio (common carp) is the source of this 5278-nucleotide messenger RNA. RefSeq names its product protein mono-ADP-ribosyltransferase PARP4-like. The record is from RefSeq and is a predicted model, not a curated record. Bases 206 to 5278 code for a protein of 1690 amino acids. Lineage: Eukaryota; Metazoa; Chordata; Actinopteri; Cypriniformes; Cyprinidae. Gene Ontology annotation, molecular function: NAD+ poly-ADP-ribosyltransferase activity. The transcript has 32 exons.
UUAAUUUCGAAAAGGAAACUGUGUUUAGACCACUGGAUGGAGCCCGUCUAUUGUUUUUAUCUCAGGGAGGUGCGUCUUACUGUAAAUGAGUCAGGAAGUACUUUUACUGAACUUUACACUGCGAGUUAUUUACGUCUUCUUGUAUAUUCUUAAACCAUAACCGUGUCACUCGACUCUUGACUUUGUCCGAGACACUGGUGGCACCAUGACAGUGUUUGAAAACUGUACUGUGGUGUUAGAUGUGAAAAAUGUGCCUUUUAAAGAGAAGAAUAAACUGAGAUUAGCUCUUCUGGAGAAUGGAGGAAACAUCUCAUAUGUCAUCAACAAAGAGUGCUCUUUUGUAGUCACUAGCAAUGUGAAUGAUCUGAGCAGUAACCGGCAGCGCAGCAUCCAGAAGCUGCAGGUCCCAGUGGUCGGGGCGCAGUAUGUGUGGAGCUGUCUGGACCAAGGGCAUCUCCUGCCUUUGACGGAGCAUAAUUUGACCCCACAGCUGCCGUGUCCCACCUCUGAAUUCCUCCCUCCUUCAGAGAUAAAAGUGUCAACACACAUACUAGGAAAAGAGACAUUCAAAGGUCACCCUGAACUCCCAAAGACUGAAGCUGAGAUUCUUGAGAAGGGUGGGCCCCGUCCUGGAAGGUUCAGAGUUUACAAAGAAGGUGACCGUGACCUGCCUGAAUUUUCUUCAUAUUUUCAAGUGGCUAAGUAUUCAGUUUUUGAGAGGGUCAAACCCAAGACUUUGUCCGUUCUGGAGCUGCAGAGUGCCAAAGGCCGAGCAGGCCAGCGGUAUCGUGUCAUGUGUUCAGUCUUGCGUGAAGCUGAGACCGCAGUGGUUCAGGACAAGCUUGUGUUCUGUGUGACGUCUGAAGAUGCUGUGGAAGCUUAUCUGCAGCUGAUGAAGGAGAUGGAGACAGAGGGAUUCACAAAGACACACACACUUCCCCCUGAGGUUGAGCGCUUGGCAUCCUACAGCCUGCAGCAGCUGCUAUUGGAGGAGAAGUUGAACUGCAGCACAUUGUCACAGGAAGUUGGUGUCUUUGUGGAGCUGGUUUGGACUGAAGCUCUCGGUUCCCUUAAUAACAUCCUGACAGUCCCUGUCUCCAGAAUCAGCCUCAAUGAUGUGAGCAGGGUGGAGGGAUUGUUACUGCAGGCACAAAAGACUGAAAAAGAGGAUGAAGUCAAAGCCCUGCUAGAGGAGGUCAACAAUCUUCUACCCCUCAGAAUGAUCGACCCUCCUUCCAAACACAAGCUCGUGUCUCAAAAACUAGACCUUUGUCAGCUGAUCAGAGAUAUUGUAAAUGUGAGUGAGGCCACUCUGGGAAGCCCCUCACCCUCGUCUCUGGGAAAGUAUCGAGCUCUGAGAUGCAGCAUUGAGGUUGUUUCACCACAAAACCCUGAGUUUCAUGUUGUCUCUCAACUGCUUCAGGACAGGCCUGUUCAGAUUCAGCAGAUACUGCGUGUCAGCAGAGGGGUGGAGCUUCAGUUGUUUAUGGAGGAUUUAGGCAACAUUAAACCCCUCCUCCACUCUUCUAGUCCCAGCAGUUUUGUUGGAAUACUGUCACGAGGUCUGCUGCUGCCAAGGGUUGGAGUCGAACAGCAUGGAAUUGAGAGAACGGAUAUCGGGAAUCUUGGAGGAGGAAUCUACUUCAGUGACUCUCUGAAGACUAGUGUGAAAUACUCCAAGCCCAGUGUGACUGACGGCUCUCGGCUGCUGCUGGUGUGUGAAGUGGCACUGGGUCGGUGUAAGGACCUGCUGAAGAAAGACACCACUUUAACUCGUGCUCCUGACGGCUACCACAGUGUACAUGGAGUCCAGCGUACUCCCAACAGACUCUCUGAAUUUGAGGAUGAUGAGUUUGUCGUCUAUAACACAGAGCAGAUCAGACUGAAGUAUGUUGUGCAGUACAGUCUGGCGGGAGACGAGUUAAAAGAGUUUCAGCCUCAAAUCAACACUCAGCUCCCGGACACAACCCCUGAUAUCUUGUCCAGUGAUGACAAUGAGGGUUUGGAGUCCACUAAGAAUCCUCUGGAGGAGAUGAACGCAGGAUUGCUGGACAGCAGUGGUCAGAAACUUCCUCUACAGGCUGUCAAUGUGAGGUGCAAGCUGAUGGACCUGCUGUGUCAGGUCAUCAUAUUUCAGACCUACACAAACCAGAGUGCUGUUCCCAUUGAGGCGAAGUAUGUCUUUCCACUGGAGGAGACGGCAGCAGUGUGUGGAUUUGAAGCCUUUAUCAAUGGAAAACACGUCAUUGGAAAGGUAAAGGAAAAGGAGCAGGCUCGUAAGGAGUACAAGCAAGCCAUAGAAAAAGGUCAUGGAGCCUACCUGAUGGACCAGGAUGCACCUGAUGUAUUUACUAUCAGUGUGGGGAAUCUUCCUCCUGGAGCUACAGUUUUGAUCAAGGUGACGUUCAUCACUGAGCUGGUGGUCAGAUCUGGCUCUAUAAUCUUCUCACUGUCUGGCACCGUGGCACCAUGGCAACAGAGAGACACCCUUAAUCAGACAACUCAGGCCACUGUUGAAAAGAUUGGUGUGACGGAGCUUCAGUCAGAGGGGGAGUUUUCUCUGUCUAUGUCCAUUGAAAUGCCUUAUGAGAUCAUCAACUUGAGCUCUUCACACCGCAUCAAAACCAAGAGGACAGACUGUAAGGCAGUGAUCAGCACGUUACCGGGACAGACUCUGGGAUCUGAAGGGUUACAGGUGUCCUUCAGUCUUUCUAAUAUCCACAUGCCCAGGAUGUGGGUCGAGAACCAUCCGGAUAAAGAUAGUCAGGCCUGCAUGCUGGUGUUUUAUCCUGACUUCAAGUCAAGUGGGGUGUCCAGCUCUGGAGGCCUGUCCAGUGUGAACGAUGUGGUCAUUCUUCUGGACUCCUCCAAGUCCAUGCGGGGAGACGCCAUGCUGAACGCCCGCAGGAUUGCCCUUCAAGUCCUCAAAUCUCUGGACCGCUCGCUGAAGAUCAACAUCAUCUCUUUCAGCACUGAUUACAAGGAAGCUUUUCCUGCACCAGUGCCUUUAGAUGAGGCAUCUGAAGCAGCCAGAAAAUUUAUUUUGUCGUGUAGUGGCUCUGGUGGCAGCACUGAUCUGUGGAGGCCUCUCCGGAUCCUGAGUCUGCUGCCUCCCUGCCGGGGCGUGAGGAACAUCCUGCUGCUCUCUGAUGGACAUGUUCAAAACCAGCCUCUGACCCUGCAGCUGGUCCGAGAAAACUCCUGCCACACGCGCCUCUUCACCUGCGGACUCAGCUUGACAGCUAAUCGUCACAUGCUCAGAGCUUUGGCUCAGGCAGGUGGAGGAACAUAUGAAUAUUUUGACACAAAGAUGAAACACACUUGGACAGAGAAGGUGCGUGCUCAGGUUCAGCGUAUGGAGUCUCCAGGCUGCAGAUCAGUGGCAGUGAAGUGGCAGCAGUUUAAUCCCACAGCACCACUUCCUGUUCAAGCCCCCUCACAGCUUCAUGCUCUCUUCAGUGACUGUCACACUCUCGUAUACGGAUUUGUGCCACACUGCACUCAGGCCACACUGUUCGGUGAUUUGAGUGGACAAGAGAUUAAAACAAUGGUGUCCACCACAGAGCUACAAAAGACAAAGGGAACUUUCCUUCACAAGUUAACAGCAAGAGCAAUCAUCAGAGACUAUGAAGAUGGCAUUCUAGCUAACAGUGAGGCAGAACACGAGGGGAAGAAAGCAGAGCUAAAGUCUUACAUCAUUGAGCUCAGUAAAGAGUUCUCCAUCUUAUCCCAGUUCACAAGCUUUGUCGCCAUUGAAAAGAGGGAGCAGAAUGAGCUUGACACUGGAUUCACAGAUAUUCCUAAAAUCAUAUCAGAGGAAGAUGUGGAUAUUUUGCCAUAUAUGGGCUGGAAUGAAGAGAAGCUGAAGGCUGUGCAUAUUAGUAGUUCUGAAGAUGAUGAUGUAUGGACGGAAUCAGAGGGAUGGCUCAGUAGCUCCACAUCUGAAGAUCUCCUGGGUUCUGCUUGUGUAGCAGCUGAUUUUGAUGAUGAUUUAGAGGAUGAAUAUGAAAAUAUUGAUAAGUUUAGAAAAAAAACAUCUCCAGUUUGCGGUUCUCCUUUGCCUAGAUCCAUUGGCUCCUGGCGUCCUUCACGUUUUGAAGGUAGCACUAAUGCUUUCAGAGGCUCUCUGACAAAAUCAUCAAAGGCUGCUCCCAGGCCUGUAGCCGCUCGUCAAUAUGAAAUACCAGAGGAAGAUCUCUGCAAGGCUAGAAAGGGUUCUUUUUCUCGUCGUCCUUUACUUGGUAGUGUCUCCAUGAGUGACAGGCUUCCCCGUCCAGCUGCCUACCAGGUCACCACCUGUAUGUCUCCUCCUCCUCCUCCUCAACGUGGUGCUGCCUACAUUAGUGACAGGCCUCCCCGUCCAGCUGCCUACCAGGUCACCACCUGUAUGCCUCCUCCUCCUCCUCCUCAACGUGGUGCUGCCUAUAUGAGUGACAGGCUUCCCCGUCCAGCUGCCUCCCAGGUCACCACCUGUAUGCCUCCUCCUCCCUCAGUGGAAUCUCUCUCCAGUAUUCGCCGGACUUUACCUCCUUCUGCUGAUGCCAUGAAGUCCAGAACUGGCAUCUUGAACAAAAGGUGUUUUAUUGAGUGUCUCUGCCUACUUUUGUCAUAUGAGGUUAGUUGCUCUGAUCUUCUUAGUUUUGAAUCAGUGGGUUUCAGAGGAGACGGCCUUGAUUCCCUUACAAAAAUGUCUCCAGUAUUUUGCCCCAUGAGUUCAAUCGUUUCCUCUGCCACAGAGUUUGCCACUGAGCUUUAUGCCUCAACUCCUUCUUUCUAUGCAGAUAGUCCUCAUCCUCCUCGUCUCGCAUCUAAGCAAUUCAUGUCCAUGACUCCAAGCCCUGCUUCCCCUCCUGCUAUUUCUCGCAGGGUGGGCGCUUUUUACAGUGGGAGCAGGGCUGAUGCUCUACCUGAAGUGUCUGCACCACCCUCUGCCGCUGCAUCUCGUGACUUUUGUUUCCUCAAAAGUAGGAAUAAGCGUUCCUCAGCCCCUGGAGCACAGCGAAUGGGACGGAAACAAGUACUCCUCCAAAAAGUGGAAAAACCAAAAAGCAAACCAGACACAGUGGCCUGGAAUGAGCUGUUUGAGCUUCAGCAUGAGGAUGGAUACUGGGAGUGCACUGACAGGCUGAGCAGCUUCCUUAACCUGGACGUAGACUUUUUUGCAAACGUCUUCCUUCAAGAGAAAGGCAUCUGUUCCUUAGGUAACAUGGUUUUUUACAUGCCUGUUGUUGGUCUUAUCCAUAUUGCAGCUUAUUCUCAGCAAGAACUGCCUGUUUAG